AUGCAAUCUCGAAAGUUAGGUUUGAAAGCCAAAGGUAAAUGUGAACAUAACCUGAAGGAACCAUGGUGUGAAAGGAGAAUAACGCAGUCUAUUAACGGGACCAGAAAGCAUAUUAAAAUUCUGGAACGGAAAAAGAGAAAUGAAAAACGAGACUAUCAGGAAUUGGAUGGAAAAGAAAAAGGUGGAAAUGCCGUGCCGGAUGUUGAAGAACGCAAAAGAUUCUGGUCAAACAUAUGGUCUCAGGAGAAACAACAUGAAACUGAAGCAGAGUGGUUAAAGACACUCAAAGAGGAGAGUGGAGAGUAUCAGCCGGAGGAUUUGAGAAUAACCAAGGACAUGAUUAGAGAUCGAUGCAGGAAAAUUCCUAACUGGAAAGCGCCUAGCCCCGAUGGAGUUCACGGCUUUUGGCUUAAAAACUUGACAGCUCUGCACAGGAAAAUUGUGAGACAGAUGGACGAAAUACUGAGUAGUGACAUCCAAGUACCGGCCUGGAUGACAAAAGGAACAACGGUACUAUGUCAGAAGAACCCAAGUAAAGGGAAUGCAUUUGGAAACUUCCGAUCAAAAUCUUGUUUACCACUGGUGUGGAAACUGAUGACGGGCAUCCUAUCAAACAGCAUCUAUAAGUACCUAGAUGAGAACGACCUACUACCAGUGGAACGAAAAGUAUGUAGAUGUAAGAGCAGAGGAACAAAGGAUCAAUUACUCAUCGAUAAGACUACUCGAGCUGAUUGCAAGAAGAGACACAACAAUUUGGCGAUAGCAUGGGUGGACUACAAGAAAGCAUAUGGCAUGGUUCCACACUCGUCGAUUAUUGAAUGUCUUAAACUGCUUAAGGUCUCCCACAAUAUCCUGACGUUAAUACAAAGCUCAAUGGUGAAACGUGAUUCAACAGAGUUCUAA
This is a messenger RNA of Octopus bimaculoides (California two-spot octopus), 903 nucleotides long. RefSeq lists its product as uncharacterized. The record is from RefSeq and is a predicted model, not a curated record. NCBI's taxonomy places the organism in Eukaryota, Metazoa, Mollusca, Cephalopoda, Octopoda, Octopodidae.